AUGGAUUCUGCUACAGAAACAGAGCAAAUAGAAAAAUUGGAGAAAGAAGCUGAAAGUUUAAAAAUUCGACUUGAAGAUGAGAGAAAAAAAUUAAAUGACGUCACGUUGUUAGAUGUAGCUGACAGAUUAGAACCAAUGAACUGUAUAAACAUAAAGCCCCGAAGAAUUCUUAAGGGUCAUCAAGCAAAAGUGUUAUGCUCAGACUGGUCUCCAGAUAAAAGACACAUAGUAUCUUCAUCUCAAGAUGGUAAGAUGAUAAUAUGGGACGCUUUUACCACAAAUAAAGAGCAUGCUGUUACAAUGCCGACAACUUGGGUGAUGGCUUGUGCUUAUGCUCCAAGUGGUGCUUUGGUAGCUUGCGGAGGUCUCGACAACAAAGUAACAGUCUAUCCUCUGAGCUUGGAAGACGACGUGAGCACUAAAAAAAAAACUGUAGGCACCCAUACGUCUUACAUGUCUUGCUGUGUGUUCCCGAAUAGUGAUCAGCAGAUUUUGACUGGAAGCGGUGAUAGUACUUGUGCUCUUUGGGACGUUGAGAGCGGCCAGCUGCUCCAAAAUUUUCAUGGACACUCAGGCGAUGUGAUGUCCAUCGAUCUGGCUCCCAGUGAGACUGGCAACACUUUCGUGUCCGGGAGCUGCGAUAAAAUGGUCCUGAUCUGGGACAUGAGAAGCGGUCAGUGUGUUCAAAGCUUCGAAGGCCACGAGUCUGAUGUCAACUCGGUAAGAUUUCAUCCAGGUGGUGAUGCUGUUGCUACGGGAUCAGACGACGCUACUUGCCGGUUGUUUGAUCUGAGGGCUGAUAAGGAAGUCGCUGUUUAUGCCAAAGAAAGUAUUAUUUUUGGAGCCAAUUCUGUUGACUUAAGUGUCAGCGGAAGGCUCCUCUUUGCUGGGUAUAAUGAUUAUACUGUCAACAUCUGGGACACUUUGAAAUGUCAACGAGUGGCUUUACUUUACGGUCAUGAAAAUCGGGUUUCUUGUCUUCGGGUUUCACCUGAUGGAACUGCUUUGUCUACUGGCAGCUGGGAUGCCACUCUUCGUGUUUGGGCUUAA
Messenger RNA from Cotesia congregata, 1050 nucleotides. NCBI's taxonomy places the organism in Eukaryota, Metazoa, Arthropoda, Insecta, Hymenoptera, Braconidae. The record is from the annotation of a GenBank genome assembly.